AUGGCAUCUGGCGCGGCGGAGAAGGGAAAGGCCCUGGCGGACGGGGCGGAGUCAGCGGCGGAGAGCGCGGCGCGGCGGGCGCGGGAGUGGAGCACGUGGGCGAUGAAGAAGGCCAAGGUGGUGGCCCACUACGGCUUCAUUCCCGUCGUCAUCCUCAUCGGCAUGAACUCCGAGCCCAAGCCGCGCCUCGCCCAGCUCCUCUCCCCCAUCUAG
This is a messenger RNA of Miscanthus lutarioriparius, 213 nucleotides long. Lineage: Eukaryota; Viridiplantae; Streptophyta; Magnoliopsida; Poales; Poaceae. The record is from the annotation of a GenBank genome assembly.